Molecule: messenger RNA, 3981 nt
Organism: Ostreococcus lucimarinus CCE9901
Lineage: Eukaryota; Viridiplantae; Chlorophyta; Mamiellophyceae; Mamiellales; Bathycoccaceae
Exons: 1
Coding region: 1-3981 (1326 amino acids)
Biological process (GO): chromatin remodeling
Cellular component (GO): chromatin; nucleus
Molecular function (GO): ATP-dependent chromatin remodeler activity; DNA binding; histone binding
Source: RefSeq, a predicted model, not a curated record
AUGAAUCCGCCGUUCGAGGCGUUCGCGUACGACGCGCGCGACGCGAUCGAUGAACGCGAUGCCGCUGCCGUCCGUCGUCGUGUCGACGGUUCAGCGCGCGCGAAGACGUGGACGAGCGACGACGAAGACGCAGACGAUGACGCGCGGUCGAGCGCGUCGGAACCGAGCGACGACGACGACGACGACGACGACGACGACGACGACGACGCGAGCGAUGCGAGCGAAACGUCGGACGAAUCGUUAUCGUCGCUCGAUGGCGAUGACGUCGCGGAGGACGUCCGAGGACGACCGCGACGGGCGACGGCGCGCGCGGCGCGCGGCGCGUUCAAGGAGGUGGACUCGGACGACGACGACGAAUUGAUGACGAGCGCGAGCGAGGACGACGACGCGGACGCGGGCGGUGAAGACGACGACGAGAUCGAUCGGGACGUGGUGGAAAAAAUAGUGUACUGUCGCGCGAUGAAAGACGGAGAUGGAACGGUGACGUCGACGUUGGAAUUUUGCGUGAAGUGGGAAGGCGUGAGCCAUAGACGAUGCUCGUGGGAAAUCGAGGAGACGCUCCAGCGGGAGGCGCCGCACAAGCUGAAGACGUUUCUGCGCAAGCAUCACGGCGUCGAGGCGCAGGACGCGCCGUAUCCGGCGAUGUAUGACGUCAUCGAUCGCGUCAUCGCGCACAGAGACGGCGAAUCGGAGGGUUCGGUGGAGUAUUUGGUCAAGUGGUGCGGGCUCGGGUACGCGGCGGCGACGUGGGAAGCGAGCGAAAGUUUAGCGACUCCGGUGGACGAGGCGCAGGUGGCGCGGUAUUGGCGAUUUUCCAAGCCAGAAUUUUUCGAACGCACGGAAAUGCCACACGGCAAGCCGGUGCCACCGGAGUUUCAGAACAACAUGGCGCUGCGCGAGUACCAAGUGACGAGCUUCGAGUGGAUGGUGAAUAAUUAUUGCCGCGGACGCAACGUCAUUUUGGGCGACGAGAUGGGUUUGGGAAAGACGGCGCAGUGUAUCUCGGUGAUUGAGUACGUGCGCAAGAACCUCAUCCGUCGACGACAACCCGUGUGCGUCGUGGCCCCGCUCACCACGCUCGGACACUGGAAGCGCGAAAUGGAAAAGUGGACCGACAUGAACGCCGUCGUGUACGACGGCUCGGCGGCGGAUCGCGAGAUGUGCGCCGAGCACGAGUUCUUCAUACCGGGGACGCGAAGGGUGAAGUUUGACGUCAUGUUGGUGAGUUUUGAGAACGUGCGUCGGAACACGGAAUUGUUCGAGCAGUUUUCUUGGGCGAUGUGCGUCGUCGACGAGGCGCACAAACUCAAAGACGUCAACUCGCAGACGACGCUGUCGGUGACCGCGCUUCGAUAUGAUUGGUUGCUUUUACUCACCGGAACGCCGAUCCAGAAUAAUAUUAAAGAACUCUACGGCAUGCUGCACAUUCUAGAUCCUCGACAGUUUCAUUCGUGGGAGGAUUUCCAAGACGAGUUUUGUGACGAAUCCGGCGACGUCGACGCCGAGCAAGUCAUGCGUCUGCGCGAACUUUUGAAGCCUCGCAUGUUGCGACGAAUGAAGGAGGAUGUGGAAAAGAUCCCGGCGAAGGAAGAAGUUGUGGUCUGGGUAGAGCUCACGGCGCAGCAGCGAGGGUACUACCGCGCACUGUAUGAGAACCAAAUUCACGUCUUGUUGGAAGGAUCCAAGGUGAAGAGCGUCCCGCAGCUUCGCAACUUGUCCAUGGAGCUUCGCAAGGUGUGCAAUCAUCCAUUCUUGUGCGACGGGUUGGAAGAAGACUACACGAAUAAACGGUUGGCGGCGUGUGCGGAAAAGGGUGAUCAACCGCCCAACGCGCUGCAGUUGCUCGUCGAGGGAAGCGGGAAGAUGGGCUUGCUCGCCAAGCUUCUGGCCAAGCUCAAACGCGACGGACACAAGGUGUUGAUUUUCUCGCAAUUCACCAUGGUUCUCGACCUUAUUCAGGAUUUCAUGAACGCAUCCGGUCAUGAAACCGAACGUUUAGAUGGUAACACGUCCGCGGAAAAUCGCCAGGCGGGCAUCGAUCGAUUCAACACUCCGGGCGCGGGAUUCGCGUACUUGCUCUCGACUCGGGCGGGCGGCAUGGGCAUCACGCUCACGUCCGCGGAUACCGCCAUCAUCUUCGAUUCUGAUUGGAAUCCGCAGAAUGACUUGCAAGCUAUGGCGCGCUGUCAUCGUAUCGGUCAAACCAAAGAAGUGAAGGUGUAUCGGUUCAUCACCAAGGACACGUACGAGCAGUCGUUGUUUGAGACGGCUUCGAGAAAGUACGGUCUUGACGAGGCGAUCCUGGGCGGCGGCGGCGACGAUGAGUACGGCGGUGGCGAGGGGCGUCAAUCUAAGAAGACGGCUAAAGAACAAGCGCAGAGAAUAAACGAGUUGCUCAAAUUCGGUGUUCACGGUGCCCUGAAGGACGGUUCAGGUGAAGAGGCGAACGCGUUCGAGGCGGAGGACAUCGACGAGAUUCUCGCGCGUCGCGCCGAGCACCGAGAGGUUGGUCCGCGCGUCGGUAACUCGUUCUCCGUGGCCACAUUCGGCGCUGAGGCAGGUGAUGACGUAGAUGACGAAACGUUCUGGGCCGAGGCGUUCGGGAGCACCGCGAUUCAAGCGGCGAAAGACAAGGCGGCUGAGCAAGUCGUGGACAAGCGUUUCGCCGUCGAAGGUCCGCGCAAGCGGCGCAAGGUCAACUACAAAGAAAGUGUUGCGCUCAUACAAAACGCCGAAGCGCCUCCUCACGGUCGAAAGUCGUCGCGCGAGACGUACAACCAGCGCCGAGCCGAAUCCAAGCGUCAGCGCGAGGAGGACAAGAAGCUCAGACACGAAGAUCGUGAGGCGCGCCGAAAGGAGCGCGCGGCGGAGAAGGAGCGCGCGAGAGAGGAAGCGAAGCUAAACUGGUUGACGUACGAAGUUGAGCAAACUAUCGAUGCUGUCGUCGCUUUCGGCGCACCAGAUGGGAACGUUUUUCGCGCCGUCACGUAUGGGACCCUGGACGUGGACAAGCCGUUCGAGCAGAAGAUGGAGGUAGCGAACGCGAUUCUGGCCAUGUUCGCCGCCAUCGAAGCCGCUCGAGGGAAGUCGACGAGCGACGGCGUUUCGACGGUACAAACGCGCGCGAGUGAUGUGCAAGACGGCGACAAGGACGAUGAUGGCGACAAGGAUGAUGACAAAGAUGGCGACGAGGGCGAAGAUACCGAGGAGACGAAAGCCGCCGUGUUUUCGGCUUUGGAGCGAGUCGUCGUUCCCGAACGAGCGACCAACGCGCUCGUGAGUCGCGUGUUGUGGACGAAGAUGCUCCGCGCCAUGCCGCGCCGCGCCAAACUGAUGCGACAGCGCGCGGCGCUGGCGAAACUCGUGCAAGUAGACGAAGAACUGAUCGACGUCGAGGGCGCGGAUUCGGCGCAAACGGCCUUGAAGACUGGGUUGCCAAAGGAAAAGGCGGAGUUUAAUGUUCCAACUCUCGGGCACAAAGCGACCGUCCCAGCGUCGUGGUGGACGACGGAGGAUGACGCCGAUCUUCUUCGCGGUUCUUUACGCUACGGCUACACGCCGGGGUACACGCCGGCGCUCGAGAAGCAGCUCGAGUGCGUGCGUAACGAUCGAUCGUUACGAUUCGCCGCGAGAACCGGCGUGUACGACGACGGCGAGUACCGCGAGGUGGUGGAUUGGCCGCCAUUGUCGACGCUCAAAACGCGUCUCGCGCGAUUGUUACAAGCUCUUCUGCGCCCGCCGAAGAAACCGUCCAAGGCUGAAAUUCUCGCCGCACAAAAGAAAGCCGCAACCGAGGCGCGCCUGAAGCGCGACAUGGAGGCGCUCCGAAUGUGGCAGACAAAGCAAGCGCAACGUCGACGCUCGACUAGCCCGAAAUCGAAGACGUCAACGCCUCGAAAGCGCAGUCCGCUGAAACAAGUCAACAGACAACAGGCGUCGCUGCACGCCUUUUUCACCGCUCCCGCGCCUCGAUCGACGUAG